AUGAACACAAGCAGCCAGAUCCGUCUGCUCCUCUGGAAGAACUGGACCCUCCGCAAGAGACAAAAGAUUCGCUUCCUGGUUGAGAUUCUGUGGCCUGUCAUUUUAUUCAGUGGACUUGUGUGGCUACGAGGAGCCAAUCCCUUGUAUCGCCAACAUGAAUGUCAUUUUCCGAGCAAGGCUAUGCCCUCUACAGGAAUCCUGCCUUGGAUCCAAGGGAUUUUCUGCAAUGCUAACAACCCUUGUUUUCGUCACCAAACUCGAGGAGAGUCCGCUGGGGUUGUUUCCAACUACCAUAACUCUAUACUGGCACGCUUCUACGCAGACUCUCAGGAGCUCCUGUUUAAUGACACAGAGUUCCAUCAGCUAGGUCGUCUAUGGCAGGAAGUCUCCGUCAUGAGCAAUUUCAUGGAGACACUGCGCACAAAUCCUGAACUGGUGGCAGGUAAAGGGCUAAAGGUUGAGCACAUCCUCAAGGACGAUGAGCUACUGACAUCAUUCCUGCUGAGGGACGCUGGACUUUCACAGGCUGUUGUAGAUGAUCUCACAAAUGCAGAAGUGCGGACGGAGCAAUUUGCAUAUGGAGUCCCAGAUCUGACUCUGAAGGAGAUCGCCUGCAGUCAGGCUCUUCUAGAGCGAUUCAUCAUCUUCCCCAGCCGCAGAGGGCUGUAUGGGGUCCGGAAUGCCAUGUGUGCUCUUUCCCAGCAGAGGCUGCAGGACAUCGAGGACGUGCUUUACGCCAACAUAGACUUCUUUAAGCUCUUUAAGCUGUUGCCCAUGGUGCUGGAUAGACACUCGGCUGGGAUAGACCUGCACUUCUGGGGUCGAGUUCUUUCAGCAGUUUCUGAAAAGCUUCUGGAGCUUGCAGAGAGGCAGAGCUCCAAAGACUUGAUGAAGGCGAUGUCCUCCAUCCUCCAGCCAGGAGGCCCCUCUUCCUUCAGCCAGUUGAUGUCCACUGUGUCAGAUCUGUUCUGCGGUUACCCUGAGGGUGAAGGGACGCGGGUCUUCUCUUUUAACUGGUAUGAGGACAACAACUACAAAGCUUUCCUAGGCAUAAACAGCUCCAGAGGACACGAAAGCUACAAAUAUGACAAGACUGCAACCCCAUUCUGUAAUGCACUGAUGCAGAGCCUGGAGUCAAACCCAGUUACGAAGAUCGUGUGGAAUACAGUGAAACCUCUCCUGAUGGGAAAGAUCUUAUUCACGCCAGAUUCCCCUUCUGUCAGAAAAAUAUUAAAGAGUGCCAACACUACAUUUGAGGAGCUGGAAAGAUUGCAGAAGAUGGGGAGGGCCUGGGAAGAAGUAGGACCCCAGCUCUGGGAUUUCUUUCAGAACAGCAUCCAGAUGAACAUGAUACGGGACACACUCAAAAACCCCACAGUGAUGGACUUCCUGGACAGUCGUCUUAAAGACACAGAAUUCACGACAAAGGACAUCCUUUAUUUCCUCCACAAUGAGCCAACGGAGCAUGGAUAUAUAAACAUGAAUAACUUUGACUGGAGAGAUGUCUUCAGGUUUAUUGACGAAACCAUUCGAACUAUCAACCAGUACAGUGAGUGUAUAAGCCUGGAUAAGUUUGUGGGUCACAUGGAUGAAAACCUGAUGACCCAUCAAGCUCUCCAUCUGCUGGAGGAGAAUAAGUUCUGGGCAGGCCUGGUCUUCAUGGACAUGUACCCCUGGACUACAGCCCUUCCGCGCCAUGUCAAGUUCAAGAUCCGGAUGGACAUUGAUGCAGUGGAACGUACCAAUAAAAUCAAAGACAGAUACUGGGAUCCUGGUCCCAGGGCAGACCCUUUGGAGGACCUUCGCUACAUCUGGGGAGGUUUUGCCUACCUGCAGGAUAUGAUUGAACAUGGUAUCCUCAAGUUACAGACAGGUCAUGACUGGCCUAUGGGUGUUUAUGUGCAGCAGAUGCCCUACCCCUGCUAUGUAGAUGACAUGUUUAUGCUCACCUUAAACCGCUGUUUCCCAAUCUUCAUGGUGCUUGCCUGGAUCUAUUCUGUGUCUAUGGUGGUAAAGAGCAUUGUGCUGGAGAAGGAGAUGAGACUGAAGGAGACUCUUAAAGCUAUGGGCGUAUCUAAUGGAGUCAUCUGGUACACCUGGUUCAUUGACAGUUUCCUCAUGAUGGCCACCAGCACUGUUCUGCUCACAGGAAUUAUCAUGGCUGGAAAAGUGCUGAAUUACAGCAAUCCCAUCAUCCUCUACCUGUUCCUCCUCACAUUCACUGUGGCCACUGUCAUGCAAUGUUUUCUCAUGAGCGUGUUCUUCAACAAAGCCAACCUGGCUGCGGCUUGCAGUGGCAUCAUUUACUUCACUCUUUACCUUCCUCACAUUUUCUGCUUUGCCUGGCAGGACCGCAUUACCAAAAACAUGAAGUUAGCCGUGAGCUUGCUGUCUCCAGUGGCCUUUGGCUUUGGCACAGAGUAUCUGUCCCGUUAUGAGGAGCAAGGCCUGGGUCUGCAGUGGGACAAUAUUCGCACAAGCCCACUCGAGGGCGAUGAGUACUCCUUUUUUACCUCUAUACGCAUGAUGCUAUUAGAUACAGUCCUCUAUGCUGUCUUGGCCUGGUAUCUCGACAACGUUUUUCCAGGCCAGUAUGGCAUCGGUCGGCCAUUUUACUUCCCACUGCAGCCCUCGUACUGGCUAAAGCUGACACCCCAACCAUCAGAGAAGCCUGAUCCAGGGCCUGAGGAACCUCUUGUAGAUAACAUGGAGAAGCAGGAGCAAAUGGAGUAUGUUGGUAGUUCAUCUGAGCCGAGAGAAUGCAACGGAUUCAACAGUAAGCAAUGCAAGCACAGGGAGAAAAGAGAGAGGAAGGAGAAGGAGCGCGAGGAGCAGUUGAAGAUGCAGGAUGAGGGAGAGAUUGAGCAGGAGGAGACACAGCCUGUGCAGACUGGGAAUCCAUUCUUUGAGUCAGAGCCAGACGGGCUGUUAGCAGGAGUAUCAGUGCAGGACUUGGUAAAAGUGUAUUCUAGAUCUUCAAAACCUGCAGUGGAUUGUCUCAACAUGAACUUCUAUGAGAGCCAGAUUACUUCUUUCCUGGGUCACAACGGGGCAGGGAAGACCACCACCUUGUCCAUAUUGACUGGAUUGUUCCCGCCCACCUCUGGAACUGCUUACAUAUAUGGCAGAGACAUUCGCACAGAAAUGGACGCCAUAAGACAAUCGCUGGGCAUGUGCCCCCAGUACAACAUUCUCUUUAACCAUCUGACCGUAGAGGAGCAUAUUCUCUUCUACUCUAUGCUGAAGGGUCGAAGUCGCAGGGAAGCAGAACAGGAGGUCGAGGACAUGUUGGUGGAUCUGGGAUUGCCUCACAAAAGAGAUGAGGAGGCACAGAACCUUUCUGGGGGUAUGCAGAGGAAGCUGUCAGUGGCUAUGGCUUUUGUGGGAAGCUCUAAAGUCGUCAUCUUGGAUGAGCCAACUUCAGGGGUGGACCCCUAUUCUAGACGCUCGAUAUGGGACCUGCUGCUCAAGUACCGUACAGGACGCACAGUAAUACUGUCCACUCAUCACAUGGACGAGGCAGACCUGCUAAGUGACAGAAUUGCUAUCAUCUCUAAAGGUAAACUGCACUGCAGUGGCUCUCCACUCUUCCUGAAGAACUGCUUUGGAGUCGGUUUCUACCUCACACUGGUGCGUCGUAUGAAAGACAAGCGCAAGAAAGAGAAUGAGUGUGACUGUGCGUCCGAGUGUUCUUGCAGUUGCUCUACCUGCACCAAAUAUAAAGAAGAGAGUCAGACAAUUCAGCCUGAGAGAGUUAUGGACGGGAAUGUGGAUAGCAUCACUACCCUGAUUCAUCACCAUGUACCCGAGGCGAAGCUAAUAGAAACGAUUGGUCAAGAGAUGACCUACCUGCUGCCUAAUAAAGGAUUUAAACAUCGUGCUUAUGCCAGCCUGUUCCGAGAACUGGAGGAAACACUGGGUGACAUGGGCCUCAGUAGCUUUGGAAUAUCUGACACCUCACUAGAAGAGAUUUUUCUGAAGGUUACAGCAGAUGGAGAGGCAGCUAACAGCUCUGUCACACCAGAGCAAUGGAUGCUACAUCAGAGGAAAAAUGGCAAUGGUGUCUUGACGCACAGUGCAGCCACUAAUAAUGCGGAUGGCCCAGAAGAAGCGGAAGGUACGGGAAACCCUGCAGAGUCUGACAACAGUGCCGGUAAAGCAUCCAUGCAGGUUAAAGGAUUUAGCUUGGUUCUAAAGCAGUUUCACGCCCUGCUAGUCAAGAGAUUUCAACAUGCCACACGUAGCCACAAAGAUUUCCUUGCACAGAUUGUUUUGCCAGCCAGCUUUGUGCUUAUUGCUUUGAUCUUCACCAUGAUUGUUCCACCAUUUGGAGAGUAUCCAAGCCUGACCAUCUCCCCAUGGAUGUAUGGAGCACAGUUUACCUUCGUCAGUAAUGAGCAGCCAUCUCAUCCAAAGAUGAAGUACUUUAUACAGACGUUGCUGAAAGACCCUGGCAUGGGAACACGCUGUAUGGUGAAUCAGCCAUUGGAGGACCUCUUUACCUGUCUGAACACAAGCUCCGAUUGGGAAGCGCCUCCAGUAUCUCCUGAGGUCAACAACAUCUUAUUGAGUCCCGAGUGGAACAUGAGAAACCCCUCUCCAUCCUGUCAGUGUAGCACAAAGACAAAGCUCACCAUGCUGCCAGUGUGUCCGGCUGGAGCUGGUGGACUGCCACCACGCCAGAGAAAAGAGCCGACUGGAGACAUCUUGCUUGACCUGACGUAUAGAAACAUCUCUGACUACUUGGUGAAGACUUACCCCAGUCUCAUCAAGACCAGCUUGAAGAGCAAAUAUUGGGUGAAUGAACAAAGGUAUGGUGGACUCUCUGUAGGUGGGCAACUGCCGAUCCUCGAUGUGGACCCUGAGGAGAUCCAAAACGUUCUUUCGCAGCUUGGACGUAUGAUGAAUAUCUCAGGGGGUCGCAAUUCAAAGUUAGCCAUGCAAGAAAUCGGAACAUUCUUGCGCUACAUGGAGAGCGAAUACAAUGUUAAGGUGUGGUAUAACAACAAAGGUUGGCACGCCAUGGUCUCGUUCCUGAAUGUGGCAAACAAUGCUAUUCUGCGAGCGUAUUUGUCACCUCACGUCAAUCCAUCAGACUACGGCAUUACUGCCAUUAACCACCCGCUCAACCUCACGAAAGAGCAGCUCUCAGAGGUCACUGUUCUGACCACAUCAGUGGAUGCAGUGGUGGCCAUCUGCGUCAUCUUUGCCAUGUCCUUCAUUCCAGCCAGUUUUGUCCUCUACCUCAUUCAGGAACGUGUCACCAAGGCCAAACAUCUGCAGUUUGUCAGCGGAGUCAGUCCUCUGGUCUACUGGCUUGCCAACUUUUUCUGGGACAUGAUAAACUACUCUGUCAGCACAGCGUUGGUUGUUGGUAUUUUUGUGGCUUUUGACAAAAAAUGCUAUACAUCGCCCGCCAAUCUCCCAGCACUGAUAGCUUUGCUAUUUCUCUAUGGGUGGUCUGUGACGCCUAUGAUGUACCCCAUGUCUUACAUCUUCAGCAUCCCCAGCACAGCAUACGUGUCGCUCUCCUGCAUUAACCUGUUUAUCGGUAUCAACAGCAGUGCCAUCACCUUCAUCUUAGAACUCUUUGAGAACAACAGGUCUUUGCUGAUGUUUAAUGCGGUGCUGAAGAAGGUGUUGCUGGUCUUUCCUCACUUCUGUCUCGGUAGAGGUCUCAUUGAUAUGGCCAUGAAUCAGGCUGUGACUGAUGUCUACGCCCGUUUCGGGGAGGAGUUUUCUAUGGAUCCGUUCAGAUGGGACUUUGUAGGAAAGAACCUGGUCUGCAUGGCUGUGGAGGGUUUUUUGUAUUCCAUCAUUAAUCUGCUCAUCCAGUACAAAUUUUUCCUUGAUUACUGGCCGUCUGACUCUCUGAGGGCUCCUGUUAAAGAUGAAGAUGAUGAUGUAUCUCAGGAGAGAGAGCGCAUUUACAAAGGCGGAAACAAAAAUGACAUUCUUCUGAUCCGAGACUUGUCAAAAACAUACAUGAACAGAAAAAGACCAGCGGUGAACCGAAUCUGUGUGGGAGUUCCUUCUGGAGAGUGCUUUGGGCUUCUUGGUGUAAAUGGUGCAGGUAAAACCACGACCUUUAAAAUGCUGACUGGAGACACAGAUGUGACCUCAGGGGAGGCAUCGGUAGCUGGAUACAGUAUUCUCAGUAGUAUCCUGGAUGUGCAUCAGAACAUGGGUUACUGCCCUCAGUUUGAUGCCAUAGAUGAGCUGCUGACGGGGAGGGAACACCUGUACCUGUACGCUCGCCUCCGUGGGAUCCCGGAGUCUGAGAUCGACAGAGUGGCAGAGUGGGGUAUUCAAAAGCUGGGUCUGUCUGAAUACGCAGGCCAAUGUGCUGGGACCUUCAGUGGUGGAAACAAGAGAAAACUCUCUACUGCUAUAGCAAUGAUUGGCUGUCCUCCUCUAGUGCUCUUGGAUGAGCCCACUACAGGAAUGGACCCUCACUCUCGUCGGUUUCUGUGGACUGCCAUUCUGAGUAUCAUCCGUGACGGGAGAGCAGUCGUUUUAACAUCUCACAGCAUGGAAGAGUGUGAGGCUCUUUGCACUCGAUUGGCCAUCAUGGUCAACGGCACAUUUAAAUGUCUGGGCACAAUCCAGCACCUUAAAUACAAGUUUGGUGGUGGAUAUGUGGUCACCAUGAAGAUCAAGGCUGCAAAAGCAGGUGUGUCUCCUGAUCUGCUCCCUGCCGAGUCCUUCAUGGAAAGCAGCUUCCCAGGAUGUGUACAGCGGGAGAAACACUUCAACACUUUACAAUACGAAAUCGCCGCUGCCUCGCUGGCACGAGUCUUCCAGCUAGUCAUGGCCAACAAAGAGAAUCUGAAUAUUGAAGAUUAUUCUGUGUCUCAGACUACGUUAGACCAGGUGUUUGUGAACUUUGCCAAGCAACAGUCAGGCGAGGAAGAUAUUUCCCCCCCUAAGCACCGACCAACAGGGUCAAAACGCGAUAAAAAGAUCUCACCUCUAAGAAGAGUUGUGAGCCGAAACAAAUAAAACAAGACCAGACGAUGAAUAAAAGACUGAAAUAAAGUGAUGCUGACAUCAUAUUUACUGGUUUGUUUAAAAAGCUUAUGUUUUUAAAGUUGUUUACAAAGCAAAAUUCUUAAUAUGCUAAAAAGAAAUUGCUCAUUACCCCAGUGGAUUAAAUAAUAUUGCUGAAUUUAUAAAGUUCAGAUAAAUUAAUCUUUCGUUUUCUUGAAACAGCUUUUAAAAAUGUUGGACUUUAGGUGCAAUUUUGCUACUUUUCUGUAUAAAAGAUUGUAAGGACACAAAGGACUUCCAUACAGAUUUGCUUUGAGACUUCGGUAACCUAAGAAAUUUGUUUAUACUUCUGUAAAUAUCAGCAUUACCUUUUCUGUCGUAAAAAUUCUUCAUUGUAAAAAUGGAAUCAAAGUUUGUCUGCGUGCCUGAGUAUUUACAUAUUUUCCAUUGUAUGUACACUAGCUGAAACUCGCUACAUUACAAUUUCCACUUCAGUACAAACUAGAGAUGCUCCGAUAAUCGGUAUCGUUCAAUAAAACUGAUACAUGAUGAUCAGGGCCGAUGUAUCCUGUCAAUCAAAAGAGGACUGGAAAAUGCAAUGAAUUUGCGCUCUGCAUUUAAUAAAUGUUAAGAAACAUCACCAGUUCGAUGUUCAGUAUGAAUAGUCAUUGUAUAAAUUGAAAUGUAUUUAGUCUUCAGAAUUUUAUUAAUGCAAGUUAAUAUAACCCCCAAACUGUCUGCUCUAAAUAAUCGUCUAUCGGUGGAUCUCUAAUAUUAAUAUUUCUAACUCAGUGAAAUAAAGAAAUGCAUCAAAUGACUGUUUCUCAGAAAUAGUAUCUAUGCUUAUGCCAAAAUUACAUAUGUUACUUUUCGUAAAAUUAAUUUGCUGAUACACUUUUCUCCAGAAAUGUAGGGCUGCGUGUGAUUCAAGUAGUUUUUUAGUUUUUUCCUCCUGACUAUUGCCCCCUCAAUAAACCAUUGAUCUAUCACUUUCUCUGCAGACACAGUUAGUCUCUUGAAGUCAGACUUUAUGAAUAACUGAAGCAUGACAAAUAACAUAUUUUAUAAUGACAGCCUUUCAAUCAUAAAGUCACUUUCUGAGUCAUAACAUGCUGUAACACAACAAAUUAAUUUGAAUAACUAAAAACACUAUGUAAAUAAAAAUGUAUUUAAAUGCUUUUACCAUGUUUUGAAAACACUGACAUAUUCAAGAUAUAAGUAAAAAGGACAUUUUCCAUACUACAAGCACACACGUGUUAAAAAAUGUACCGUAAUACAAAAAUAAGCUUAAAUAAAACAAUAAUGUGCUGUA
Molecule: messenger RNA, 8302 nt
Organism: Triplophysa dalaica
Lineage: Eukaryota; Metazoa; Chordata; Actinopteri; Cypriniformes; Nemacheilidae
Gene: abca4b
Product: ATP-binding cassette, sub-family A (ABC1), member 4b
Exons: 50
Coding region: 1-7002 (2333 amino acids)
Biological process (GO): lipid transport; transmembrane transport
Cellular component (GO): intracellular membrane-bounded organelle; membrane
Molecular function (GO): ATP hydrolysis activity; ATP binding; lipid carrier activity
Source: RefSeq, a predicted model, not a curated record